AUGCGCCUCACGCAGGUUGAACGCGACGGUCUUUUGGAAGCGCUCCAGCGCGACACCUACGGAUCCAGAGGUGGUGUCGUUCAGGACCGGGUGCGGAAAGGCAUCCACAAGAAAUUGGUGGCAGAUCAUCUGGCAUAUUGGACCGGGCGUUGCCCCGAGAAGCAGGCACUCCUUGAGGAACGGCUUCGGUGGCUGACAAAAGGGGGUUGCCCAGCCAAAGGUGAUCCCUGGUUACCUUGGACCGAUCCUGUGCGUGCUGAGCCUUUGCGUGCCAAAUCGCGUUCGAGAACGCCGGAGUGUGCCUUGGAAGGGAGAUCUGUCCGCGCCCAUCGCAGCGUCCGCCGACUGUGUCCGAUCCUGCUGCGACUGACUCUGAGGCUCUUAUUGUCUUCCGACCUAAGGUACGUCGUAACCUUAUCGCUGCAACAUAUCUGGAACCUCAUCCGAGGAAUAGGCCCAGGGCAGCCCAUCCGCUACAUUGUGUCUCUGGACUGCCACAAAGUAUUGGACCGAAACCUGGCUGCGUCCGCCGACGCAGUGGGACGGCUGCUUCGCAAGCGGCCAGACACUGCUGUGGUCAUUUGCAGUUACGCUGUGAAGCAGGGGACAAAGGCGAUCGCCGAAAGGCACAUCGGUGAGUUUAUUGCAAGGCUGAGUGUUCCUCACCGGGAGGUCACCAUCCCCGUCCUUUUCACUGCGAGCAAAACUGACACUGAGACCGGAAAGCCUGACAAGCUGGCGAGGCUAUUGGCGAUCAGCGGCUGCACAGUGGAUCAUAUUGACGACAACUGGGACAUCUGCUCCGCUUUGCAUUCCGGGGUGUCAUCCAGCACGCCGCCUGCGCAGGCCCUCAGCAUCCGACAGGAUCGUCGCGUCUUGCGACCCCCAUGUUUGCAGGAGGAGUUCCAGGUGCGUACCCAGGCUGAGGCGGUAGUGCAAACUGUGAUAGGUCAAGCCCGCUCCGAGGCCCAAGUCAGGAUUGCAGAUCUUCAGUCCCAAAAUGUUCGGCUUGCUGAGAUGAAUCGUGAGCUUUCACAGCAAAUGCAGCUUCAGGCAGAGAAACUUCGUGAGCAACAAGAAUUUUCUGUGACGCUGCAUCAGCAGCUCGUUGCUUUGCAGAGUCAUGUCAACGCUGCUGAACCUCCUGAGCCUAGCAUGCCCCAACCUUCCCCCAUGACAAGUUCAGUCCAAAAUGGCGCGGAUCCCACAUUGGCACUGCAAGAGCUUGCGCGUCAGGUUGGUUCGGCAUUGUCUAGGAUUGAGCAGACCGUCCAGGUCGUACUGAGCCCAAAAGCUAAGAAACCAACGGCAAAGAAGAAGGCCAGUGUCAAGGCAAUCGCACCUUCCAUUGCAUCACCGAUCCCUGCAAAAGCUUCGGGGUCCAGCGGUUUGAGCGCAGCUAGCCCAAUUGGGUUCGGGUUGCCGCCGUAUGCAUGCAGCCGUAGGGACACCUCCACGGGUAGAUCGCGCCCAGCGACACCCCUUCUUCGGUCUCCACCGCCUGCGCCACCGAAGUCGAGACCGCAGCUUUUCGACAUAGGUGAUGAGAACGGACCAGAUGAGCCCGACGAAGGCGAGGAUAGCGAGGAUGAAGAGGGUUUCGAGGAUGAUCCCAUUGUCCCUGUUGUUGACGACGAUCAUGGGGAUGUCAGAGACUAUGAGUCUAGCAUUUACAGGUACAAGGACCUCAAGGAUUUGCGGUUGCCACAGAUCCCUGCUAGCACCACUGAUUUCCGUGCAUAUAGGAAUUCACUGCUCACUUCCGUGGCCUCGAUUGACGGUAGUGGUAGGUCAGUCCUCUUGAGGUGGCUCCAAAAAUGCUUGGAUCCCGCAAGCUCAGUCACGGACACGCGGCAGUUUCAAGCAGACAACGAAGGUCUGCCCAAGCUUGACGCAUGGAUAUCCGCCAAUUUGUGUGAUGCAAAACACCUAAAGGGAGAAUGGGGGCUCCAGGCUCAGUCGUAUCUCGAGCGUUGCCAUGCCGCUGGGUCAAUGCCAAGCGGCCGGGCACUGCUGUCGAUCCUGAGCCGACGGUAUCGUGUAGACAAGGUACGCGGCCCUUUGGUAACCCUGCAAUCCCUCUUUGACCUCGAGCCCGAAUCGUACUCAUACCAAUCGUUGGUUGCCUUCAAGCAGCGUGUCGAGUAUGUCCUCAACGGAUUGCCCGAAAAGCAAUGGCCUGAUCCUGAAACCAUGUUCAGUUGGGUCUAUUCCCGAUUGAAGGCAUGCAGGCUCCUUUCUAGGACGAUCGAUCGCGUGAAGGACUCCAAACCUGGGUCUAAGCGUAGGACGUUUGAGUACAUUUGGAAUGGGCUUGAAGAAGUGCUUGCAGAGGUUCGCGAGGAUUCGCCAGCAGAGCGAUCCGGUCAAAGACCAGCGUGCUUCUUUUACCCAAAGGGAACGUGCACUCGAGGGAAGGAUUGCCCUUUUGAGCAUGUAGAGGCACCCAAGAAAGCUGCUCCAUCAAAGGCCACCCCCAAGGUGCCUGCUGGAGUUGCGUUGUUAGCAGCCGCGUCGACGGGCGCAAGUGCUUGCAACAUUCCCUCUUCCUUUGAACGCGGUUUCAAGGCAACCUGUCGGUUGUUGGCCGCACCUUUCAGGUUCUUUGCCCGAUUCGCAGCAGCGUUGUCAGUUGCCUUGCCCGCGACUGUUCACCGCCCGCAUGAUUGCAUUGCCGCAACAGUCAGCAGACCUAACCGUUCAGGGGGGUCAUACUCUCUUGAUUGGGUUGCUGAUUCUGGGGCGGGGAGAAGCCUGCUAAGCCAGUCCGCACUUGCAGAGCAAGGCAUCGUCACGGAUAUGUUCAAAGAUCACAUCCAGCCUACAAAACCGUUGCAGUUUGAAACAGGGAAUGGGGUUACGAGCAGUAACACCUACCUGACUACAACGAGCGAUGCCUUUGGAUCAGUAGAAUCCUACGUUCUGCAAAGCUGUCCGGUAGUGCGAUCAUUGGGCCAGCUAGUACAGCUGCAGAGAAAGCCUUUUGUUUGGCUUCCUGACCAACUGCCAUUCUUUGCAACUGAUGAAGGUUGUGUUCAGGUUGCGUGGGAUUCGGAACAGGUCGUGUAUGCCCAUAGGGUUGAGGAUUUUGUUCCGGUUUUCCGUGAGCAUGUCAAGUUCGGUGGCCAAGGCAGGCCAAAGGCGCUAGCAGCUGGUGAGUCUGCUCCGGCAGCCCCAGCCGAGGAUCUGCCUCCAGCAGAGGAUCUGCCUCCGGGUGAGGAACCACCGUUGCCAGGCCCCGCCGAACCACCCCCGCCUGCACCGGGAGAAGGUUCCGAUGCCGAUGACGAGGGUGAUGAAGAUCCACCGACCAAGGCAGCGCGCUUGAGUAGCGAAGCCCAAAGCCUUCAACACCGCCUGACUCACAUGCCCAAGAAUCCUUAUUGUGAUGUGUGCAAUCGCAGCAAAAUGCUCAAGAAGCGCACCGCAAGGGUCAGAUAUGCCAGAGGUGAAGAUGAGCUUGAUGCAGUUGACGAGUUCGGUCAACGGAUUGCUGCAGACUUCAUCAUUGUGCAUAAGGAUUCUAGACUCACUGAAACGGUUGUUCUUGUCGUUCGGGAUGAAGCAACUGGUUACAUCAGAGCCUUUCCUCUUGUUGCAAGAGAUACGGAUAGCACUGUACGAUCGCUGUUGUCGUUUAUGGGCAGGUAUGCUGCUGGCCCGUGCGUCCUUUUCAAAAGCGACAAUGCGCGUGAGCUGCUCAGUGCUUGUGCAGCAUUAGGUUUCACAUCGGAGCCCAGCUUGGAGCGCCGAUGGCCCCACAACGCGGUGCUCGAGCGAGAGCUUCGAACCUUAGAGGAGUGCACCCGCGCGUUGCACAUUGCAUCGGGGUUCCAGCUGCAUGCCGGCUUUUGGGUCCAUACCGUGCGAUAUGCCGCCCACACGUUGAACCUUUUCCACCCUGCAGUUGGGAUUGAAGGUAGCCGCUAUGUUAACGCUGUGGGAUCAGAGUUUGAGGGAUUGCAACUUCAACUAGGACAAUUGGUCUACUACAGGCUUGCCCCAUACCUGAGAGAGAAGUUCCAGGCUUCCGCCGCUCCUGGAAUAUUCGCCGGGUGGAGGUUUGACAGCGGACCAAAGUCGUUUCGGCAAGUCUAUCAGAUCCUUGACUAUGGGAAGCUGAAGAAUCGCGAGCCGGGAUUUGAGAAGGCCAUUUCAGUUCCGAAAGAAGAGCUUCAUGUCCCACGCGGUGACCCCAUCCUUCCUAUGUUCACUGCAGCAGAAACUGCGCUUUCGGGCUUCACGCAAGCCGAGUACGAAGCCAUUGAUUUCCUUGAUGUACCGUUCAGUGCGGUUGCCCCUUCAACGCCAGUCGCCAAAAGACACGAGUACAUAACCUUGGAUCGGCUGAUACGGCUAGGCGCAACGCCCGGAUGCAAGGCAUGCAAGUUUGACGCAGUGACGCACACGCCGGUGUGUAAAGCAAGGUUUGACGGCCUCAUCAAGGCAGAGAAAAUCGCAGCAAGUAAGUCCGUGAAAGGUGCAGCGCCGCCCGAUGUAGAGCGCGCUGAGCCUUCGGGCGAGUCUGCUCCCGCAGCCCCCGAAGGUGCCGCAGCGGCUCCUGAAGCCGGACGCUCCUCUCAUGACCGCCCUGCUGCAGCCGGCGUGAUGAUUCUGCCUUCAGGUGACAAUUUCGCAAAGGUCAGGCUUGUCCUGAGCGAAAAGUUCCUUGCUAACGAGAAAGCGCGCCACAAAACCCGAAGGGUUGGCGGGCUUCCAGGGGAAAAUGUUCUGAUCGAAUACGGGUGUGAAGAUGAGUCCGAGGUGAGUGAUGCUUGCGAACGAUGCAAAGUCCACUGCGUCAGCGUGUCUCAGUCAACACUCGACUUGGCGUCGCAAGACAACGUGCAGCAGGUUGUGGCGCAAGCCAUCCCGGGCGUAGAUGCAUGGUUCAACAUACAAUGCACACACAUGACUUCACAUCAAUCCGUGAAUCGUGAUUCCCAUGGUCCCAAGUAUGCGCGGAAGUUAUCACAAAGACAGGCAGCAUCCAAGCGAAUGUUGACGCUGGCGUUGAACGUCGCUGACCAUAUCACAUGUCAGGGGGGUCGAGUGUCCUUCGAAUGGGGGCAUGACUCAGGGGUUCUCAAGCAACCCGAGUGGGUCGAGUUCUCGUCGAGACAUGAACUAUCCCUAGUUGAAUGUGUCAAGGGCAACAAGCCAGUCGUCAUUGCAUCGAACUCGAAACGAGUCCUUGAGUGCUUCGCCAAGACCCCAAGCGUAGACCCAUCCAACGAUGCCGCGUCCGGCAUUGAACCCCGUGAAUAUGCAGACCUUGUGGUAGAGGCUUUGUAUCCCCAGCGGUUCUUCAAAAGGGUCCCUAGUCUUAGCGCAACAAACGCUUUGAUCACAAAGAGCCUCACUAGGCGUGAGUGGCAGUCUGACCCUAGAGCACUUGAGGCGAUCAAGCUGGAGGCAGAUGGCCUCCGUGCCAACGAGACGUGGGAUGAUAGUUCCGUGAUGACACUGCAACAGCUUCGUAGCCAAGCAAGGGCCCGAGGUCAGAAGCUUCGGGUGGCAGAGGUCAUGACAUUGUGCGGGGUAAAGCACGCUGAGUUAGCCCCCGAAUUCCAGCGAUUCAAGGGGAGAAUCGUUUACCGAGGGGACAGAGUACUAGACGAGUUCAACAACUUGGUUUUAUUCGAAGAAACCUCAACAUCGCCAACAGGCCUGGUUGCACUCAAUGCAUCCUUGUUUUGGGGCAGUCUGCCGGGACACGAGGUGUCGUGUUCGGACGCCGUUCAGGCGUAUUUACAAUCCGAACUUCGCGAAGAGACCUACGUCAUUCUCCCAAAGGAGUUGUGGCUAGAGGGAUGGGAACAGAGAUUUGGCGGUCAGACAAAACUUGUCGUAAGGCUACGCAAGAGCCUAUACGGUCACCCGCAAGCAGGACGCUUGUGGCAGGAAUACCUGGCUAGGUAUGACGGCCCCAUGUCUACCACAAUGGCAUUCAAAAUGCCUGAGUACGCAGAGCAGAUCGUCCAGACCUAUUGCGAGAUCACCGGGACCAGUCCCGACAAACUCCGUCGCGUGUCCACUCCCUGCAACGCUGAGUCAGCAAUGACAGACGAAGAGAUCGCAACCCAAGGCGACCUUCAUGACUCAGCAGCCCGCAUACUAAUGCGCUGCCUGUGGCUGGCACGGCUGUGUAGGCCAGACAUAUCCUUUGCUGUGACCCGCCUUGCCUCCAGGGUGACCAGGUGGACAGCCUGGGAAGACCGUCAGACACUGCGACUUGUGUCAUACAUCCACCACACGAGGGAAGUUUGUAUGCAUGCUUCAUGUUCCUGGGACGCUCCGCCAGUGCUGAACGUAUAUACAGACGCAGACUUUGCAGCCUGUCCCUAUACCGCCAAGAGCACUUCUGGAAUCGUGGCCCACAUUGGCACAGGGAGCCUUGCGUGGCCCGUCAUGUGGCAAUCCCGGAAGCAGUCAUCGGUCGCGAGAUCGACUCCGGAAGCCGAGCUCAUUUCCAUGGCAUCCGCGAUGUUCUCGGAGGUCAUAAACCUUCAGACCUUCCUGGAGGCAGCGUUCAAGACUCCAGUGCCCGUAGUAUUCCACCAGGACAACGAGGAGCAUUUCUCAGCCGAAUACAUCAAAAGCAAGGACCAGUUGGCUAACGGUCUGACUAAGAUCAUACCUCCAGCUGAGUGGCCCGAGAUGCUGGUGCAGUUGUGCCUGAGUGAUGCAUCCCCGCAGCCGGCGGCAGUGUCCAAGGCAGUCGUUGAUGAAGCAGAGCGUUUUGCGAGUAAUUUGCCUCGAAAGGUCACGCAGGAUGACCUAUUGGCGUUGAUGACUUACCUUCCAGGUGAAGACGCAUCACGUCCCACCACGGCCGACACAACAUGCUUUUCCACUGGUGCUUUCGCACACGGAGGUGGCAUCGCAGGAGGUCACUUGUGGAUACAGUCUGAAACAGGCCAAUUCCCUUGCCCGGACCAGAGCAGAGGCCGAAGAACAGUCAUCAUCGCAUACACCCCUCGCAAUGUGAGCAAGCUAUCAGUCGAGCAGCGACUUGAGCUUCAGCGACUAGGCUUCAAUUUCUGA
Messenger RNA from Symbiodinium natans, 7047 nucleotides. NCBI's taxonomy places the organism in Eukaryota, Dinophyceae, Suessiales, Symbiodiniaceae. The record is from the annotation of a GenBank genome assembly.